AUGGUCAAGUGGGUCACCAGGACCUUUUCAUACAUUGAUCGCUAUUAUGUUGUCCGCCACGAGGAGCCCACCCUCGAAAACGCCGGUUAUAUGUGCUUUAAGAAGGAAGUUUUUGAUUCAAUCGCUCCAGACGUGCGUCGUGCCGCCUUGAGGAUUGUCCGUCGAGAGCGCGAUGGCGAGACCGUAGAUCGCGCCCUGCUCAAAGCCGUUUUGGGCAUAUUUGUCGAGAUGGGCAUGGGCAAACUCGAUGUCUACACCCAGGAGUGGGAAACACCCUUUCUGGAGGCCACCGCUGAGUUUUAUCGCCGGACGUCUGCUAAGUGGGCAGAAGAGGAUUCUUUCCCAGAGUUCAUGGUCAAAGCGGAUGCCGGUUUUGCAGAGGAGCAGGAGCGAGCUGCCCAAUAUCUUAAUGCCCAAACUCAAGAUCGCUUGUUGCGCGUUUACGAAAAGGAGGUUCUUGUCCUGCAUCAGGCCAACAUGCUAGCCAAGGAAAAUUCAGGGCUCGUGGCCUUGCUUGAAAAUAGUAAGUACGAUGAUCUACAGCGAUUAUUUCGUCUCUAUAAUCGUGUAACACAAGGUCUGUUGCCCAUCGGUCAGAUUCUCAAAACCCAUAUUCAGAGAGAAGGCAUGGAACUUGUCCGCGAACAGCGAAGCCGACUUGAGAAUUUGAAGCAGGCUGAUCAAUCGAAGAGUAUGCCGGACGGUGGAAAGCCAAGUGCUGCCUCGACUAGCGCUGCUGCAAGUAGCGGAUCCCAUAGCGGGAAGCCAGACUUCAUACAAAGCCUUCUGGCCCUACAUGAUCGAUACAUGCACCUCGUGUCUGAUUGUUUCGGUUCGCAUGCUGUCUUUAUCAAGGCAAUGAAGGAAGCGUUUGAACGAUUCGUGAAUGAGCGUGUAGGAGACUCGUCGACAGCCCAAUUGUUUGCCAACUACUGCGAUUCUCUGUUGAACACUGGAGGUAGCGGCGCUAAAAUGUCAGAGAGCGAUGUCGAAACUCAACUAGAGAAGCUCGUGAAGCUUUUCACCUAUCUCUCCGAAAAGGACAUCUUUCAAGAGUUUUGCAGAAAGCAGCUGGCGAAGCGUCUCCUUUUGGACCGAUCACACUCUGACGAUGCAGAACGAUUCCUUAUCACGAAGUUGAAGCAGAGCUGUGGAGCUCAUUUUACGUCGAAGCUAGAAGGAAUGAUCGUGGAUAUCAACAUGAGCAAAGAAACUCAUCAAUUGCAAUUUACGCAAUGGAAUCUGCAAAGAACGGGAGCAUCAGCAGAAGAUGCAAGCGUUCAGAGCAUGUCUGGCGCUGCAGUUGUUGAUGGUGUUGAUUUCAACGUGCGCGUGCUGACGACGGGCCAUUGGCCAACGUACUCUGAGGAGGUUAUUAUUCUUCCGCCGCAACUGGCUGCUUGCGAAGCACGCUUCAAGGAGUAUUACGAUAUAAAAACAGCUCAGCGAGUAUUGAGAUGGUAUCACUCACUUGGCAAGGGCUCUUUGGAAACAUCUUUAUUUGUAGGGAAGAAACCAUACAAGAAGAUUGAACUUCACGUUUCGACUCACCACCUCUGCAUACUAAUCCUAUUCAAUACGACUGAUCAGUUGAGUUACGGGCAAAUUCUUGAGGCUGUACAGAGCAAGACGACUGACAGGGAAGGAAAUGCAGUAGAAAGCGGUGAGGAUCUAAUCAAGGCUUCAUUGGUGUCGUUGAUGUCCAAAAAGUAUCCCCUGUUGACGAAAGAACCAAAAGGACGUGAAUUUAAUCUCUCUGAUGUGUUUCGGUUAAACCUUAAGUUUGUUUCUCCAAAACGAAGGCUGAAUAUUCCGAUGCCGACAGCGAAGAUUAGUGAGCAGGAAAGGGAAGCCGCUCAUGAGACAGUGGUGGAGGACCGGAGACACGCGAUUGAAGCUGCAAUAGUAAGAGUCAUGAAGCAAAAUAAGACCCUUGAACAUCAACGUUUAAUUAUGGAGGUGAGCAAACUCUGCAACCCAGUGUUCAAACCAGAACCACGUGCCAUCAAGAACCGUGUGGAAGAGCUGAUCAACCGGGAUUAUCUGGCUCGCCAAGAGGGCAGUAAUGCUGCCUACGAGUACCUUGCAUAGAGAAGUGGCCGCGAGCAUGUUUUAACUGAUACCUUUGCAUCUGUGAUUCAGCGGUGAUUAUAUUACAUGGGCUGUCCCUGCGGCAUACAUCUCUAGAACCGAAGAAUAGUGGCCGACACUGCCUACGCAAUGAUGGAAGGUUCCAAAACCAUUGGAGCCGGCAAGGGGAUGGAAACGGUCUAGCUCAAGUGCUAGAAAUUCCUAGUUUGGAGGAAGAGCACCUUCCCACGAGACAUUUUCGAUUCGCAGUGCUGUGCGGUCAUGAGGUUUCCGUUUGCACCAUGAGUUUAAGUUUGGACCGCAAGUCGCUAGGGAACUGACGUAUGCAGGGGAAUGGUGCUACUCUGGACAUUCAGAGUCCGUCGAUAACUCCUGACCGUGGCCGUGGAGUACUACUGGAAAGAUCAGGUGAGGCCUUCGGAAGACUGAUGAGCUAGCUUCAGAAAAAAAUGCGAGGGUAGCGGAGGUAAAUAUGGUAAAAUUGUCGGAUGUUUCAUGGUUGAGAUGAGACGCAAUUUCGCUGCGGAUGCGGUUUCGUAUUAAACAUUUGUGCAGUGCACUCGUACUUGUCAGUCUAAACCAAGCCAGGUGAGCAUGAAAUAACCCCAAGCAACUCGCCCGAUCUCCCUGAACCUCAUCAACUCUAGAGGCAGAAGAUACAAUAUCUUAUAUCGAUGACAGGGAUCCUUCCCUCGUCCCAUGAUACAAGUUGGGCGCCGGCAGAGUACUGUACAUGUCCAUACCGACAAAGAGUCGCGUUUUCGUCCGUGGAAGUCCCAAUACAGUUCAACUAUGGGGUGUAUUUCGAAGAGUCCCGCGGGAGAUGCAGCUGGCCCGACUUGCCAUCAUGCCCAUUCUCCCUCGUGCAGUGUCUCUUCCGGGCCUGGCUGACGUUGACCAGGUGUGCUUCCGGUUGCCCAUGUAGGACGACAAUUCUUCCGAUGUGUUCUCGUAAAUAAAAAUUCUAGACA
Molecule: messenger RNA, 3062 nt
Organism: Chondrus crispus (carragheen)
Lineage: Eukaryota; Rhodophyta; Florideophyceae; Gigartinales; Gigartinaceae
Exons: 2
Coding region: 1-2091 (696 amino acids)
Biological process (GO): ubiquitin-dependent protein catabolic process; protein ubiquitination
Cellular component (GO): cullin-RING ubiquitin ligase complex
Molecular function (GO): ubiquitin protein ligase binding
Source: RefSeq, a predicted model, not a curated record